Messenger RNA from Cynara cardunculus var. scolymus (artichoke), 1865 nucleotides. RefSeq names its product dol-P-Man:Man(5)GlcNAc(2)-PP-Dol alpha-1,3-mannosyltransferase. The record is from RefSeq and is a predicted model, not a curated record. The coding region runs from base 430 to 1611 and encodes 393 amino acids. NCBI's taxonomy places the organism in Eukaryota, Viridiplantae, Streptophyta, Magnoliopsida, Asterales, Asteraceae. Gene Ontology annotation, cellular component: endoplasmic reticulum. Gene Ontology annotation, molecular function: dol-P-Man:Man(5)GlcNAc(2)-PP-Dol alpha-1,3-mannosyltransferase activity. The transcript has 12 exons.
GAUCCUCUUUCCGUCAAUCCAUGGCGAUCGCCUCUCUACCCAAACGUAAACCUCCAAAGACAAGAUCAGAUACUCUUAUCCAAAAGCUCUACCACAAUCCCAAAACACUCUUUGCUUUGGCUGUGUUUAUCGCCGAUGCCGUCCUUACCSCCCUCAUCAUCGCUUAUGUUCCUUGUGAGGAGUCAAUUUUAGCCUUUUCCUUUGGAACCCCCUUUGUUGUUCACAAAGAAGCUGCACUUGAUUUGGAUACCAUUCUAACUUCAAAAUUCAGAUACAUUCUAUAUUAUUUAUGAAAAUAUCAAGAUUUACGUUUUAUGCCAAGUGAUGCGAGUAGAUUAAUGUUGAUGAUUACAUUUGAAUGAAGUCUAUAUCAUUUUGCAUUUGGAAAUAAAAUGAUUUGACAUCAAAAUUCAAGUUGCAAUUUUUUUUAUGGGGGGUAUAAUUCUGGUUUUACUUGGRAAAUGGUAUGUGACCAAACAGGUUAAUGGAUUUAUGGAAGGAGAAAGAGAUUACAGCAAUCUGAAAGGGGACACAGGACCUUUGGUUUACCCUGCUGGAUUUCUUUAUAUAUACUCUGCCAUACAAUUUGUUACAGCAGGCCAGGUCUAUCCUGCCCAGGUUCUAUUUGGCUUUCUCUACAUUGUGAAUCUUGGAAUAAUGCUAUUCAUUUAUGUGAAGACUGAUGUGCUACCUUGGUGGGCUCUCACUUUGCUUUCUUUAUCUAAAAGAUUGCAUUCAAUCUUUGUGCUUCGUCUGUUCAAUGACUGUUUUGCUAUGACUCUUCUUCAUGCYUCUUUGAUUCCACUCCUUUAUCAGAAAUGGCAUCUGAGUUUGAUUAUUUUCAGUGCAGCUGUUUCAGUGAAGAUGAAUGUGCUUCUUUAUGCUCCACCUUUGUUCCUUCUCAUGCUUAAGGRUAUGGACAUUAUUGGGGUGAUAUCAGCUUUAGCAGGUGCAGCAUUAGUUCAGAUUCUCUUGGGCUUACCGUUUCUGUUGUCAUAUCCAAUUGCAUAUGUAUCUAGAGCCUUCAAUCUUGGACGUGUCUUUAUCCACUUCUGGUCCGUCAACUUCAAAUUUGUCCCUGAACCAAUUUUUGUGUCAAAGGAGUUCGCUCUCAUCUUACUAGUUGCUCAUCUCGGUCUUCUUACGAUUUUUGUGCAUUAUAGGUGGUGCAAACACGAAGGAGGGUUAUUCUCUUUCUUGCAUUCUAGAUUUCUUAAAAUGCAGCUCAAAACCGGCAUUACGAGUUCCUUGCCUCUUAAUAGAAGUUACAAUUCUCUCUCCGGACUAAAGCUUAAAAAAGAGYAUAUUGUUACAACCAUGUUUACCGGCAAUUUUAUUGGCAUUGUAUGUGCUCGGUCUUUGCACUAUCAGUUCUACUCCUGGUAUUUCUGUWGCUUACCAUAUCUUUUAUGGAGAACCCCUUUUCCAACCAUACUCCGGCUAUUGUUGUUUGCAGGGGUGGAGUUUUGUUGGAAUGUUUUCCCUUCUAACUUGUACUCCUCCAUUCUGCUUCUUUGGUUACAUAUAAUCAUCUUGUGGGGUCUGUGGAUGGCUCCCCCCGAAUAUCCAUACGAAAAGGACGCAGCACAGGUCGGAAAAAAGGCCAAAUGAAACACCAAACAUUCAUCUUGUUAAUGAUUGCCUAUUUCUUUGUUUAUGUUAUUGUUAAAAUGUGAGGAGAUUUGCUUUAGUUCCUAUCUAGUGAGAGUGUAACAGUCGCUUAAUUCAAUUGUUUGCACAUUGUACCUUACCUGAUCAACGGGUUUUUAGUUACAUUUUUCACAUAAUUAAAAAUUAGAAUGUAACAUGAUAACUUGUCAUUAAUUAUUGUACCAAACGAAACAUACUUGCUUGUAUUUGGAAAU